Doryrhamphus excisus (bluestripe pipefish) is the source of this 2434-nucleotide messenger RNA. The record is from RefSeq and is a predicted model, not a curated record. Lineage: Eukaryota; Metazoa; Chordata; Actinopteri; Syngnathiformes; Syngnathidae.
AUCGGGAGACUUGUCCCGUGAUUUCCCGAGCUUCCCUGAACGCCUCAAAAGCACCGAGCAGAGCGGACGUGCAUGAUGCUCAUCAAAGCCUGGUGGCACCAAGGUUGUUUGUUUUAGAAUUACACCCUCGGCGAGGGUAUAGCGUCGCCACGUUUUGUGUCUUGUCACUUCCGGGGGAGCCUCGGGCGAAUUAGCCCAUCACACCGCCGGUGGGAGAAGUUAGGCGGCCUCGAUGCUCCGUGCGGGCAGGAUGGAGGACUUCGUCACGGAGGAAGAGGAGCCCUGGUACGACCAGCGUGACCUGGAGCAAGACUUACACUUGGCAGCCGAGCUGGGAAAAACUCUCCUGGAGCGCAACAAGGAGCUGGAGGAUUCCCUUCAGCAGAUGUACAUCAACAACGAGGAGCAAGUGCACGAGAUCGAGUACCUGUCCAAGCAGCUGGAGAUGUUACGGGAGAUGAACGAGCAGCAUGCUAAGGUGUACGAGCAGCUGGACGUGACUGCCAGGGAGCUGGAGAUCACCAACGAGAAGCUGGUGCUGGAGAGCAAGGCCUCGCAUCAGAAGAUCGACAGGUUGACGGGCACCAUGGAGACCUUGCAGAACCAGGUGGACUCUCUGACGGCACGAGUGGAGGAGUUAAGAACUCUGGAGGAGCUGAGGGUCCUCCGGGAGAAGAAGGAACGCCGCAAGACGGUCCACUCGUUCCCGUGCCUUAAAGAACUCUGCACGGCCCCAAGAUACGAGGACGGGUUCCUGCUGGCCAACCCGGGCAGCGUGGACCUCGCCGAGAGGCAGCCGGCGGAGGAGGAGAACGACCGCCUGAGAGACAUCGUGACGUCGCUGCGUGCCGCCAUGUCGGCCGAGCGCUCCAAACGGGAGUGUGCCGAGCGGGAGUGCGCCGCCGUCCUGCAGGAGUUUUUACGCCUGGAGCAGCGUCUCCUCGGCGCCGAGGGCUGCCAGCUUCGGGUUCAGGAGCUGGAGGCGGAGCUCCAGGAGAUGCAGCAGCUGAGGAAGUCCAGGGCGUGUCUGGCGGAGGAGGGCAUGGAUACGCUGCUCGGCAACGGCCCGGAGACGGACACGCCCGAUGAAGGCGCGGCGCUGGACAACGGCGGCGCCGAAGGAAGCGAUGCGGGGGGACCGGUGAGGAAAAGCUGCAGCGACACGGCCCUCAACGCCAUCAAGACCCGCGACCCCCCAGGGCGGCGGCAGACGGGCCACAAACGAGGCAUGUCCAUCCUGAGCGAGGUGGACGAGCAGUACCACGCCCUGCUGGAGAAGUACGAGGAGCUCCUGGGAAAGUGCCGCCGUCACGAAGAGAGCCUGUGCCACGCCGAGGUCCAGACCUCCAGACCCGUGUCCAGGGAUCCCUCCAUGAAGGAGUACAGCAUGGCGUCCGCUGGGGCGUCCGCGGCGGAGGAGGUCCGGGCCCCGCAGACGCCUCCUCACGCCCCCUCCACGCCAGAAGCCAUGGAGGGCAUCAGCAGGCACGUGGAGCAGGUGGACCGACGGCUGAGCCAGAACACCCCCGAGUACAAAGCGCUCUUCAAGGAGAUCUUCUCCCGCUUGCAGAAGACCAAGAGUGACGUGAACUCCAGCAAGAGCAGAAAAGGCCACAAGUGAGCGUUGAUUGCGUCACAUAUUGAACAUUCCCGGGAACGGCAGGUGGAUUGAAAUAAUCUUUUAAUCCUCCUCCGUGCGAGGUGUUUAUUUCUUAAUCAGGCCCCGCCCCUUAUGAAUUGCCAAACUGUACAGCGCCGACGCUCAUUUUCCCCUCCAGCAUGUCUUACAGGAAGAAGCAUCGUACUGUGGCUUUUGUGUACAUUAAAAGAAAUGCAUUGAGAACGUUUCCUGGAAUGAAUGAAGACGCGUUGAAGCCCAACUUCAACACUUUAAUACCAAGAGAGGAGCACGGAGCAAACGAUGCGUUCAUGACCCCGACGCGCGUACAAAAACAUGGGAAUAAAGCGGUCGCGGUAAGAAAACACGUUCCGUACUUCGGGGGUGUUUACAAACCGGAGGCACCGUCAGAGAGGCCAGGAUUUAAAAGGUGCCCAGACCCGAUGAGGAAGGCCACGUGGCAGCUGCCAAAAACAUCCUGCAUGCAGACUUGGGAAUGAUUUGGGAAAGGUGGCCAGCAUUCCGAGUCGUCUGCUCGGAGGAUUUAGACGCGCGAGCACAGAAAGACGUACAGCAAGUGGCACCUUUUACACUUCCUAGGAGAAAUGGAAAUAAGACUCGUUAGCAUCGGGAAAGCUGCUUUUCUUCCGGUAUCAUCCCACGGGAAGUAACAUUACUGACACCUAGUGACCACUGUACAUUACUACGUAGUAUUUGGGUCUUGUACAUGCCUGGAGUUUUACUUCAUGGAAUCAUUUUUAUGCUGAGGUGGAACAUUAGCUGAAUGCUAAUAGUUAGCUGUGUUAACCGUAUGAA